UUCAUAGAAUCUCAAGACAUGUAUUUCCUUGGACUACUGUUUUUGCUCGUUUUGCAAAGUAAGGCCUUCAGUACAAAUUUUCCCGAUGAAACCAUUGCUGAGCUUUCUGUGAAUGUUUACAAUCAGCUGCGAGCUGCAAGAGAAGAUGAGAAUAUUCUUUUUUCUCCUCUGAGCAUUGUAAUAGCGACGGGAAUGGUAGAGCUUGGAGCCCAUGGAACCACCUUGAAAGAAAUUCGACAUUCCUUGGGUUUUGACAGCUUAAAAAAUGGUGAGGAGUUUGCAUUCUUGAAGGACCUGUCUGAUAUGGCAACUACUGAAGAAAGUCAUUAUAUUCUGAAUAUUGCUAACUCCCUCUAUGUGCAGAAUGGAUUUCAUGUCAGUGACAAAUUUUUGCAGUUGGUGAAAAAAUACUUUAAAGCUGAAGUAGAGAACGUAGAUUUCAGUCAAAGUGUGGCUGUAGCCACCCACAUCAAUAAGUGGGUGGAGAAUCAUACAAAUAGUAUGAUCAGAGAUUUUGUGUCAUCAAGGGACUUUGGUGCUCUAACUCAUUUGGCUCUAAUCAAUGCAAUCUACUUUAAGGGUAAUUGGAAAUCACAAUUCAGACCUGAAAAUACAAGAACUUUCUCUUUCACUAAAGAUGAUGAAAGUGAAGUGCAGAUUCCAAUGAUGUACCAGCAAGGAGAAUUUUACUACGGGGAGUUCAGUGAUGGCUCCAAUGAAGCAGGUGGCAUCUAUCAAGUUCUGGAAAUACCAUAUGAGGGAGAUGAGAUUAGUAUGAUGAUUGUUCUUUCCAGACAGGAAGUUCCACUGGUCACCUUGGAACCACUGGUCAAAGCCUCGUUGAUUGAUGAAUGGGCUAACUCUGUGAAAAAACAAAAAGUGGAAGUAUAUUUACCAAGGUUCACAGUAGAACAAGAAAUUGAUCUGAAAGAUGUUAUGAAAGGUCUUGGAAUUACGGAGUUAUUCAGCAGUAAUGCUGACCUUACUGCAAUGUCUGAAAACAAAGAGCUUUACCUUGGAAAGGCGUUUCACAAAGCAUUCCUAGAAGUUAAUGAGGAAGGAUCAGAAGCUGCUGCUGCCUCAGGAAUGAUCGCCAUUAGUAGAAUGGCAGUGCUGUAUCCCCAAGUUAUAGUUGAUCAUCCUUUCUUCUUUUUGGUCAGAAACAGAAGAACAGGUGCAGUCUUAUUUAUGGGAAGGGUAAUGCACCCUGAAGCAAUGAAUGCAAGUGGCCAUGACUUUGAAGAACUUUAACUACCACCAGCUACCAAAAAAAAAAGGAAAUAAGCACAUGAAGUUUGAAGUUAAUAUAUUUGAGGUUUGCUGUGUUUUUCCCCAAGAUACUGUUUGAAAGCCUUUCAGGUUUAACUGUGGUUUAAAUUGCCAGACAGUUUCUGGAAGCUUACAGUAUUAAAAUAAUGGUCUGUUUCUGUAAUUGUGAUUGCUGUGUCUUUAAAAUAAAAUUGUGUACAUGUCAACA
Struthio camelus australis is the source of this 1477-nucleotide messenger RNA. NCBI's taxonomy places the organism in Eukaryota, Metazoa, Chordata, Aves, Struthioniformes, Struthionidae. The record is from RefSeq and is a predicted model, not a curated record.